UAUGGUCGUCUUUUUUGGGGAAAGUGCUAGGAAUAAUCUGGGUUCUGAUGAAAGAGAUCCUGUCUAGAGGAGUGGGCAGGGAAGUCUUGAGGAGACAGAGGGGAAAAAGAGAGGCCUUGCCGGAUGACUGCUGGGGUGGAGACACCCCAGUAUCCUUGAAAGAAUCUGGACUCUGGUGGCAGUGGCUGCUGCUGCCACCAGGGGAGGGACCAGAGUCAAGUCACAUCCGGCUGCACGGGACUUCUAAGAUGGAAGCGAGCCGGGGAGCAGCAUUGCUCACCCUUGUCGUGUGGGUGCUCUGCACGCCGGCACUGAGCACAGAAGGCAAACGGAAGCUCCAGAUUGGAGUCAAAAAACGGGUGGACAAUUGCCCCAUCAAGUCUCGUAAGGGAGAUGUGCUCCAUAUGCAUUAUACAGGAAAGCUGGAAGACGGGACCGAAUUUGACAGCAGCCUGACCCGCGAUCAGCCGUUUGUCUUCUCCUUGGGGACCGGACAAGUCAUUAAAGGCUGGGACCAAGGACUGCUUGGGAUGUGCGAGGGUGAGAAGAGGAAACUGGUGAUUCCCUCUGAGCUGGGUUAUGGAGAUCGGGGAGCACCGCCCAAAAUCCCAGGUGGCGCAACGUUAAUCUUUGAAGUUGAGCUGCUGAAGAUUGAGCGACGACAGGAACUGUAGCGAUGUCUUUUUGGGGAAGGGGGCAUGGGGGCGGGGAGGGAGUGAGGGAGGAGAUCUACAGAAGUGGCUGUGGAUAUGAUGACAUUGUUGGGUCAAA
This is a messenger RNA of Eublepharis macularius, 771 nucleotides long. RefSeq names its product FKBP prolyl isomerase 2 (gene FKBP2). Gene Ontology annotation, biological process: protein peptidyl-prolyl isomerization. Gene Ontology annotation, molecular function: peptidyl-prolyl cis-trans isomerase activity. The transcript has 6 exons. The record is from RefSeq and is a predicted model, not a curated record. Lineage: Eukaryota; Metazoa; Chordata; Lepidosauria; Squamata; Eublepharidae. The coding region runs from base 48 to 674 and encodes 208 amino acids.